This is a messenger RNA of Corylus avellana, 1177 nucleotides long. RefSeq lists its product as uncharacterized. Lineage: Eukaryota; Viridiplantae; Streptophyta; Magnoliopsida; Fagales; Betulaceae. The record is from RefSeq and is a predicted model, not a curated record. Gene Ontology annotation, molecular function: catalytic activity.
CUUCUAAUCGUGACCAUUCUCUGAGAGUCUGAAGAACAUCCUCUCUUCAACUCUUUUCGCCGGAUACACCAAACUCCGGUGAUCUGAAAAAAUGCCGAAGUGCUUCAGCUUCACGGCCACGAGGGAUUGGUUGCACCGGCAGUCCUUCUCCAAGGCGGGUCUCAGGUCCACCACCACGGACCUCGGUGACGGCACCGUCAUGCACUGCUGGGUCCCCAAGGCGUACAGCCACUCCAAGCCCAAUCUCGUCCUCAUCCACGGCGUCGGAGCCAACGCAAUGUGGCAGUGGGCCGACUUCAUCUCCCCUCUGAUUCCACACUUCAACGUCUACGUGCCGGACCUGGUCUUCUACGGGGACUCCUACACGGUCCGGCCCGAGCGGUCCGAGGCCUUCCAGGCACGGUGCUUGAUGGGCCUGUUGGAGGCCCAGGGGGUGGUGAAGACCGUGAACUUGGCGGGGAUCAGCUACGGCGGAUUCGUGGCGUACAGCAUGGCGGCGCAAUUUAGGGAGCGCGUGGAGCGGGUGGUGCUUUGCUGCGCUGGGGUGUGCAUGGAGGAGAAGGAUAUGGAUGAGGGGCUUUUCACGGUGAAGAGUGUGGAUGAGGCCGUUAGCAUUCUGUUGCCGCGGACACCGGAGAAGAUGAGGCAGCUCAUGCGCCUGACGUUCUUCAAGGUCAACUACAAGGGCGUCCCCUCUUGCUUUCUUAACGAUUUCAUCCAUAUGAUGUGUACAGAAUACCACCAAGAGAAGAAAGAUCUGAUUGAAGCAUUGCACAAGGAUAGAAAAUUGUCUGAUCUUCCCAAGAUAAACCAGCCUGCACUACUAAUCUGGGGAGAACAAGACCGGGUAUUCCCUCUGGAAUUGGCGUACAGAUUAGAAAGGCAUGUGGGUGAGAAUGCACAACUAGUAAUCAUGAAGAAUGCAGGACAUGCAAUCAACAUUGAGAAACCCAAAGAGAUGGUGAAGCAUAUCAAGUCCUUCCUCAUUCAUCCACUUCCUUCGACUACUAAGCAAGUGAACCACAGCAAUGGCAGCAAUGGCUGCAAGGUGGACUGAAGCCCUAUCUACCAGAAAAUAUGGAGAUAAUUCUGGAGAUGUAUGUAGGUUCUACUUAGAUGGCAACGUUUAGACCUCUGUUUGAUUCUUAAAAUUUUAGUUUCAGUGUCUUGUUUUAAA